GAGCAGAGGGUGAGUGAGAAAAGAGAGAGCAAGAGAGUGCGUGUGUGAAUAUACGUGUGCGCGUGUGUGUGUAUGUGUGUGUGUGUGUGUGUGUUUGAUGUUAUUUGUGACGGAAUCCCCCCUUCAGUCUCCAAGAAUCUGCGAGCGGUGCGAGAAGGAGGAGGAGGAGGAGGUGGAGGAGGACAGGAGAAGAGGAGGAGGAGGAGGAGGCGCGCGGACCUGUCCACGAGCCCUCACUGCGGAACGCGCGGGGCUGCCGCUGGAGAUCCCAAACCAACCGUUGUUUUGGAUUCUAGAGUCUAACUGAUCCCCGCACACCAGCGGCUUUUUCUCACCCCCCCUUUUUUCCCCAGUUUGUCUCCGCCGUUAAAUGGACGGUGUUUGACACCUUAACCGAGAGGAAUACUACCUAUCUACCGGGGGAGGUGGUGGCGGAGGGGGAAGGUCUUCAGAGGCAGACAGGUGGAUUUAUCCUCGUGAUGGUGUGUUUUGGGGGGGACUGGAUGGAGGAGAAAUUGAUGGAUUAAUUUGACGGAGGAGAGUCGUAUGUGAUUCCCACUCCUGCCGAGGGCACCCGAAUGGAGUAACAGGCUGCAAUGUCAUCUCCACCUGGCCGCCUGGAGAGAUGUGUCACGGGAAUGGGAUCAAGUUUGAACACUUUUCCUCUGGUUUGACCGACGCUGUGAGAAGGAAGCAAAAUGCCAGUAAACGGACAGGUCAUGGUGGCUGCCUGCACGGGCCCUCACACCACGGCAGUAAAACUCAGCAUUCAUCGCACGGACUCCGAAGAAGAAGGCGCAAAACCCCCGCGACCGCAAACCCGCAGCAGCCACGCUUUGUGACAACGAAGGGUAUGAUGGGUGUAGUGGGCUGGAUGUUGCUCCUACUCUCCCAGAUGAUGGUGCCUGUGGCAUCCCAAAAGCCUCCAGGACUCAGUGUGGGUGUGAUCAUGGGCCAGACGCGCCACAUUUCCGACCAGCUGCUCCGUCCACCUCGGCGCCCUGAUGAUGCCCUCGACGUUUCCGUGGUAAUACUGAGGAUCAACCAGACUGACCCAAAGUCUGUCAUCACGCAGGUGUGUGAGCUUCUGUCACGCACUCGUCUCCAUGGCAUUGUGUUUGCCGACGGCACCGAUCAGGAGGCCAUUGCCCAGAUCCUUGACUUCCUCUCCGUUCAGACACAACUUCCUGUGCUGGGGGUCCAUGGAGGCUCCUCGAUGAUUAUGGCUGACAAGGAUGAGAAGUCCACGUUCUUCCAGUUCGGCGCGGCUCUGCAGCAGGAGGCUCUGCUCAUGCUUGCCAUCAUGGAGGAGUAUGACUGGCACGUUUUUUCUAUUGUCACUUCCAAGUUCCCUGGGUACCAGGAAUUCAUCAGCACACUGAAGAUAACUGUGGAUCACAGCUUUGUGCGCUGGGACCUGCAGAGUGUGGUGACUCUCGAUGCUGUAGAUGGCGACCCAAACUCUAAAUCACAUAUUGCCCUCAAGAGAAUCCAGAGUCCUGUUAUACUGCUGUACUGCUCCAAGGACGAGGCCGUGUAUAUACUAGAGGAAGCUCGGUCCUUGGGCCUGAUAGGAGCCGGUUACAUCUGGAUUGUUUCCAGUCUCACCACUGGCAACCCAGACUUCACCCCAGAGAUGUUUCCCCUGGGUAUGAUCUCCGUGUCCUACGACGACUGGGAGUACCCGCUGGACACGCGGGUCCGAGACGGGGUGGGCAUCAUAUCCUCAGCGGCCACCUCCAUGCUGCGGGAGAAGGGGGAGCUGCCAGAGGCCCAGAGCAGCUGCUACAGCACACCGUCAGACAGGAGCCCAGGGAAGCUCCCACCUAGUGCUCUGCGCAGGCACAUGAUGCAUGUAUGGAACGAAGGGCGAGAUUUGUCCUUUACUCCAGAUGGUUACCAGGCCAACCCUAAAUUGGUUGUCAUCGUCCUGAAUAGUGAAAGGAAGUGGGAGAAGAUGGGGCGUUGGGAGAACGGGACGUUGUCGUUGAUGUUUCCAGUGUGGCCGAGGUACAACUCCUACGGGGAUGAGGAUGCAGAUGAAAACCAUCUCUCCAUCGUCACCCUGGAGGAGAAACCUUUCGUCAUUGUCGACAACGUGGACAUCCUCACGGGCACUUGCAUGAGAAACUCCGUGCCCUGCCGCAAGCAUGUCAAAGAUAACAGCACAUCAGGAGGUGCCUACAUUAAGCAGUGCUGCAAGGGAUUCUGCAUUGACAUCCUGAAGAAGAUAGCUCGGAACGUCAAGUUUACUUAUGACCUCUACCUGGUCACAAAUGGAAAACAUGGCAAGAAGAUAAACAACGUGUGGAACGGCAUGGUUGGAGAGGUGGUUUAUAAGAAGGCGGUGAUGGCAGUCGGAUCAUUGACCAUCAAUGAGGAGAGGUCAGAGGUCAUUGACUUCUCUGUGCCCUUCGUGGAGACGGGCAUCAGCGUCAUGGUGUCUCGCAGCAAUGGGACCGUCUCUCCCUCCGCCUUCCUCGAGCCCUUCAGUGCAUCAGUGUGGGUGAUGAUGUUUGUGAUGCUGCUCAUUGUCACAGCCAUCGCUGUCUUCCUUUUUGAGUUCGUGAGUCCGCUGGGCUUCAACCGCAACUUGGCCCAAGGCAAAGACCCACAUGGUCCGUCGUUCACCAUCGGUAAGGCCAUAUGGCUGCUGUGGGGUCUGGUGUUUAACAACUCUGUGCCCGUGCAGAACCCAAAGGGCACCACCAGUAAGUUCAUCGUGUCAGUGUGGGCCUUCUUUGCCGUCAUCUUCCUGGCCUCCUACACUGCCAACCUGGCUGCCUUCAUGAUCCAGGAAGAGUUUGUGGACCAAGUCACCGGACUGUCUGACAAGAAGUUUCAGAGUCCAUACUCCUAUUCCCCUCCAUUUCGCUUUGGGACUGUUCCUAACGGCAGCACAGAGCGCAACAUCAGGAAGAACUAUCCAGAUAUGCAUCAGUACAUGACCAAAUACCAUCAGAGUGGCGUGCAGGAUGCGCUGGUCAGCCUCAAGACUGGAAAACUGGAUGCUUUCAUUUACGACGCUGCCGUGCUGAACUACAUGGCGGGCAGAGACGACGGCUGUAAGCUGGUCACCAUCGGCAGCGGUUACAUCUUUGCCACCACAGGUUAUGGCAUCGCCCUGCAGAAAGGAUCCUACUGGAAACGCCUGGUUGAUCUGGCCAUACUGGGCAUCAUAGGAGAUGGCGAGAUGGAGGAGCUGGAGGCCCAGUGGCUGACUGGGAUCUGCCACAACGAGAAGAACGAGGUAAUGUCCAGCCAGCUGGACGUGGACAACAUGGCAGGUGUCUUCUACAUGCUGGCCACAGCCAUGGGCCUCUCCAUCCUCACCUUCAUCUCUGAGCACCUUUUCUACUGGAGGCUGAGAUACUGCUUCACAGGUGUCUGCUCUGGGAGGCCUGGGCUGCUCUUCACUAUCAGCAGGGGAAUAUGGAGCUGCAUCCAUGGUGUUCAUAUAGACAUGAAGAAAAAGAAUCCCGAACUCGACUUCAGUCCUCAAGCCAACAUGCUGCAUCUGCUCAAGUCCGCCAAGUCCGUGGCUUUGUCUUCUCCCAAACGCAACACUGUCCUCUUGCAGCCGAGCCUCCUAGAUGCGAUGACAGGGAAAGGUAACUCACUCCAUAGUCUGCCCCCGAAGGGUCCCGGUCUCUAUAGCAACGCCGCUGGUCCGCAGGGUUUCCUGUCAUUGUCCGGACGACACAAAAACCUCCUCAACAACGCUGCGCCAUUCCCCGUGCAGCAAAAAGGUCCCACUCUUCAGACCAGCCCCAACAAGCCCCAGCUGUCAAUCACCAACGACAACGGCAAGACCCGCCUCACCGGGCAGGCCUGCGCUGCUUCAAAACCUCGAGCCUUGUGGAAGAAAAGCGUGGAGACCCUGAAGACCCAGCCCACUGUCGUAUCUCAAGGCCCCGGCACAAGCCCCACGGCAGCAUCUGGACCUGGACCUCCGCAGAUGAAGAGUCAACGCUACCUUCCUGAAGAGCCGCCGCCGCACUCUGACAUCUCAGAGUGCUCCAGCCGGCCGCCAUCACACAAAGAUUCUGAUUCCAUGGGGGCGAGGGGCGGAUUCAAGCCUAUCAAUCAGCUGAGGAAAAGGGGUGGGGGAGGAGGGGGAGGAGGAUCCAAGAUCUACUCUAUUGACUCUGACCAGGCCAGUCUCCAGUCGGCUCCCCCCUACCAGCGAGACAGCCAGGGGGGAGGUGAUGACCACAGUUACCCCCCUGACCUGUUUCCACCUGACAGCACAUACCCGCACACACACUCCCACCAGGCAGACGCACCCAUUUUGCAGCUGAGUGCCAGCCUGCUGCACCACAGUCACAGCGCUGAGGCUGACUUGCACUCCCUGAAGGACAAGAAAUACAGCACCUACACACACAGCAGUGGGAAGGACAAGGCUGGGGGUUCAUUCGACGCUCCAGGUGCAGGACAGGGGACACAAGGCGUCAGGCCCGGUCACUGUCGCUCCUGCCUCACCAAGCUGAGCGGAUACUCCGGCCUUUACACUGUCCGCUCGGCUCAGGCCCGCUGCGACGCCUGCGCCCACCUGGGAAACCUGUACGACAUCAGCGAAGACCACCUGCACUCACACUACUCCCACACCCACACUCACCCACACAGCGGGGACAUGUUUACACACUACCUUCCCCAGAGCGAGCUGGGCCUGGUGGGGGAAGGGGACGGGCUAGUCAGCCACUUCGAGCCCUCCCCUUCCUCGCCGUCUCCUCUCCCCAGCUCCUCGUCGGCCCAGCACCUCCAGCUGAGUCGUCAGCAUUCCUACGAGAACGUGCUUCCGGACGGCAUUCCGGAGCGGCAGUCCCAGCAGCACACCCACCUGCGGGGGCUGAGCCUGCCUGACAGAGAUAGGGAGAGGGAGCUGACCCUGGACGAGGGGGCCUAUGCUAAUGUUCUCACAAUGCGCUCUGAUCGUCCCUUCAGCAGCCGCAGCCCACCGUCUCCGUCACCCUCCCACCACCAUAGUCUGGAUGCCCCUAUGCCCCUGCCGCGGCGCUCUAAGAGUCUCUUCCCAGAUCGCCCCUCUCACAAUCCUUUCCUCCAGUCAGCCCCUGGCACAGCACAACGAGAUCCAGCCCCCCAGGCCGUCACGCGCAUGCCACAGAGAAGUUCCACCCACGAGCUCUAUAAGCAACGAAUGCCGCUGUCGCUUACCCUCGGUAACCAUGGCAGCCAUCACAACAACCAGCAUGGCGGCCAUGUCGACCAACAGGUGUUCUACCCUCAGCAGGAGCCCCCUGUGGUUGCCUACAUGGUCCCACCUGCUGCCUCUCAGCCAAUGAGCUAUGUGACAGCGCCGCGGGCCUCGAGCGCAGGCGGCAACAGGCCCCGGCUCUACCGCCGCAUGCCCAGCAUCGAGUCUGACGUCUGAGGGUCACACGCGACACACUUACUCUCACAGAAACACACUAACACACACGCAUGCAAGAAAGAGGUGUGUGUGACCGGACCAGGCAGCUCUGAUUCUAAGCACAUAUACAGAAACACACACACACACAGACACACACACACCGGUGAAAAGAUGGUGAAAAGAAGUUCUGCUCUGGACUAAAAGGUUAGUGGUGAUGCUAAGUAAAUAAAUCAUUGUUUCUUUAUCACACCCUCCAUAGGGCAGGGCUGGGGCCACAGGGACACCUGGAGGCACAGUGCGAGAUGAAGAGUGUGUGUGUGAGUGUCAGUGUGUACUAGCCUCGAGCUGUGGGCAACGAGGCGCAAACUGACAAUAGGUCUGACAAGACAGAUCGAAUUCCUGGUGGAGUAAGAGGGACACAACGACAGCAGUGGGACCGGACGGAACAUAACGACAGUGUGUUUGAACGAAGAGCCGACUUGUCCCGCCCUCUCACCAGCCUCUUGGAGAUGAAGGGGACUCAGAAGACCCCCCCUUACUCUCUGAGAUUACACGCACACGCACACACACACACACACACACACACAUAUUUCACCUUAACACACCCGCCCCUCUCCAGGACUCUCCUGUUGCACUAUGAUUUCUACAGUCAACCCGUAUGUUGUCUGAGCCUCCAAACUGCACUGCCAGCAUGGCUUAAAGAGUAGUAAACUACACUAAAGUAAUCCUUGACUUGAAUGGAGAUUACUAUAUUUGUAAGAGACCAGACUGGGAUGGCGGGCAGCUGGUCCAGACAUAGGUCUGAGAAGUGUAUCAGCUCCUGCCCGCAGAUGUACAAACACUUGAACACACACGCACACACACACACACACACACACAAACACACAGGGAAAAGGUAAAAACUACCGACUGUUUGUUAUUGAUGAUGUCAGUUAAUUGAACAUUCCAAAAAGUGGACCAAACAUGGCCGCCAGUAAAAAGCCUACGAGGAUGACAGUGUGUGUUCCAGUGUUUCCAGAUCUAGAGACAUACGGUAUAGCAUCUUUGCUUCCUCUCUUAGCUAGCCUUCAGGUCAUACUGCAUGCUUCCUACUGCCCUGUGUUACAGUUAAACUCCUAUACAGGGUCAUAUAUGCACACGCAUACACACCCACACACACACACACACACACGCACAUGCACACAUACACACGCACAUAGGCAGUAGUCUAGAAUAGUAGUUUAGGGUGGGUGUGUGUGUGUCGAAGCUAUGAGAUAGCUUCUCUUUGUGCACUUUGUAGAUUUUAUACCCUGCCACCUAACACAGACGUUUGACCAAAAACACUUUUAUACUGAAAAAUAUGAAUAUUCUCCAUCAUUCGCUGGGUAGAUGUUUUCUUUUCUCUUAUUUCUCUUUGACAUUGGGUUUUAGGGCACCAUUAGGGACACAGUUCUGUUAGUUUCCAUUGUGAGGUCAGAAGUUUUACAGUGUUAGAUAAUGGGUACAGCAUCAUGCAGUAUACAAACACCAACUCUUUCUCUUCUUUUUUAAAACCUGUUCCGAGCUCAGCGCUCCUCCUCCUCCAGCCUUUUCCCCUCUGCCUACAUCAGCUUUUGUUUAUUCUCUUAAUUAAAUCCUUUGUCUUUUUGCUCCCUCCCUGCUUCCUUCUACUCAGUAGAUUGAAUAUCAGCAGAAGUUCAGUCGUGUGCUUAAAACUCAGCAUAUUCUUGGAAAUCACUUAAUAUCAGUAGUCGUAAGAACUCAUCAAACUCAGCACAGGCUUCUCUUAGGAUACAGUGCUAAUAACUUUCUGUGCUGAACAAAAGAACUCGAGACCCGUUUUAAUGUCUCCGUAGUGAAUUUAGACACUGAGUGUAUCGCUGUUGCAGACUUACUCAUCAAAUUAAUACUCCUGGACGAGCUGGUACUUGUGUGGUUCUCUGUUGGCGAGAGCACAGCACCGUGUUGCAGCAGAGAGUCACAUGGCUGAGCAGAGAGUUUGUAAAGUGACUCGUUACAGAGGCAUCACUCACACACACACUCACACACACACACACACAAACGAACACACUCGACAAGCUGGCAAUGUGUGUAUGAGUGUUCUAGAAAUCCAUAAUCUACUCAGUAAAGGCAUUGAUUUUUGAGCACAAGGAUUUUGAUGGAAAAAGGACUUGAUAUCCCAUUAGCUGAGCGUCUGUCUCUAUUCUCUUUCUUUCUGUUCUUUAUUCUCUCUCUUUCACACACACAUACACACACACACACACACACACACACACACACACACACACAAACAUAUAUAUCUAUAUAUAUUGGCUGCAAAGAAUGCAAACAGUGUGAACAAAAAAAUGCACCUUUGAACGGUGAACACUGCCCCUCUUUUGGUUUGGUGUGUGAGUUAUAUGCACAAUAUCAGGUUGCAAUAUUAUACUUCUGUACAGAGAAAUAUUUGUUUUAAAUGUUAGAAACUGAUUUCGUUUGUUUGAUUUGAAUGGUAAUAAGUGUUGAAUUCAUUUCAAUAACAACGUGGCUUUUUAAUUCUGCUUCUUUCAAAAAAAAAAAAAAAAACAAAAAGACUGGCAUGUUUUUAGAUUCUUGUGUUUUUAUUUUCCCCCCCUCCAUCCCCCUUCUGGCGUGUUGUUGGUUGGGACCUCACUGUACAGUCCUCACUGCUGGGUUAGCAGACUAGUUAGCUAUCCUCGGUCGGACUAACCAGUUAACUAGCAACACGUAGCUGGGUCUCUCAUGUGAAUCACACUCAAUGGAUAAUGAUAGUCCAGCCUGUGUGGUUAGUACGAACCCCCUCCCACCCACAUGGUUCUCUUCCACUACGAGUCUGUGCUGUUUCACCUCUGAGCGUGAGUGAGCGAGCCUGUGUGUGUGUGUGUGUGUGUGUGUGUGUUUUACACCGUGCAGGCAUUUAUAUAAGACAGAGGAUGAUCUGUGUAUUGAGAGGUUGUUUGUGGUGUGUGCGUGUGUGUGUGUGUGUGUGCGUGUGUGUACUUUUCUGUACUCUUUUCCCUUCGUCCCACACAUAACAUUUGACCUGGCUCUUACUCAUAUAACACAAACACAGUUACAAACACACGCACACACGCAAACACACACACACAUGUUGCGUCUGUACUGUUGUGGUUAACGAGAGCAUGAAGAAUGAGUUUUGUGUGUCCACCAUCACAGAGAUUUUUACACAAACCUUUUCUUUGAUUAUUUUUUGGGGAUUUUUUUUUCUAUUUUUUUUUUUUUUUUUGAUUUUUGAAAUUGCAUGACGUGCUUGUGUUUCUGGUGGUACAUAUUUUGCUGCAACACCUGAGUUCUCCCUGAGUAGACCCCCUGGGCUACAUGCACCAACGCUACCCUCCACCGUGGUUAGCGCGACAUGUCGGACUCGAGCCCCGGAUGCUCAAACGCUCCCGACUUCUGACCUGUGAUUUCACCAGUAUGGCGCCCAGCUGGCUCCUGCACAACGCCAGCCGCCAUUGAGGAACGUGUGGAAAAUAUUCCCAGGCUCAGCACGGGUCUUAGUUUGGCCCUGGUGUGCACAUGUUAUAUACAGUACAGUGUGGAAGGAGUGCGUUGGUGUGUAGUCCUCUGGGUCUCCCUGCUGUGUAUCUCACUUGUGUAUAAGUUCAGGGGUUUCUAAGCUACUAGUUGUGUUGUAAAUACUACCUUGUCACUCAGUACCUCUGUACAAUCUGUAAAUAAGUAAAGGUUACAUUUUUCUAC
Molecule: messenger RNA, 9073 nt
Organism: Scatophagus argus
Lineage: Eukaryota; Metazoa; Chordata; Actinopteri; Scatophagidae
Gene: grin2ab
Product: glutamate receptor, ionotropic, N-methyl D-aspartate 2A, b
Exons: 20
Coding region: 626-5392 (1588 amino acids)
Biological process (GO): synaptic transmission, glutamatergic; long-term synaptic potentiation; monoatomic ion transport
Cellular component (GO): NMDA selective glutamate receptor complex; plasma membrane; postsynaptic density membrane
Molecular function (GO): transmitter-gated monoatomic ion channel activity involved in regulation of postsynaptic membrane potential; NMDA glutamate receptor activity
Source: RefSeq, a predicted model, not a curated record